Molecule: messenger RNA, 534 nt
Organism: Acanthopagrus latus (yellowfin seabream)
Lineage: Eukaryota; Metazoa; Chordata; Actinopteri; Spariformes; Sparidae
Product: gamma-crystallin M2-like
Exons: 3
Coding region: 1-534 (177 amino acids)
Biological process (GO): lens development in camera-type eye; visual perception
Molecular function (GO): structural constituent of eye lens
Source: RefSeq, a predicted model, not a curated record
AUGGAGCGCACGGGAAAAAUCUUCUUCUACGAGGACAAGAACUUCCAGGGUCAUUACUAUGAAUGCAGCAGCGACUGCCCUGAGCUCAGCACCCACAUCAGCCGCUGCAACUCUGUCCGUGUGGAGAGCGGGGCCUGGGUCAUCUAUGAGAGACCCCACUACACGGGUUACCAGUACGUCCUCAUGAGAGGGGAGUACCCCAGCUACCAGAGCUGGAACGGCUUCAGCGACACCAUCCGGUCCUGUCGCCUCAUCAGACAUCAUCCCAGCAGGCAUAGAAUCCGCGUCUACGAACGUCCAGACUUCAGCGGCCAGAUGAUGGAGUUCAGCGAUGACACGCCCAACCUGCUGGACCGCUGGCGCUUCCGUGAAGUUCACUCAGCUCAGGUCCAAGAGGGCAUCUGGGUCUUCUACGAGCAUCCCCACUACAGGGGGCGCCAGUACCUGCUGGAGAAGGGUGACUACAGAAGGCACGCAGACUGGGGGGCCCUCCAACCAUCUGUAGGCUCCCUGAGAUGUGUCGUAGACUACUAG